This is a messenger RNA of Cucurbita pepo subsp. pepo (vegetable marrow), 1524 nucleotides long. RefSeq names its product transcription factor MYB61. The record is from RefSeq and is a predicted model, not a curated record. Lineage: Eukaryota; Viridiplantae; Streptophyta; Magnoliopsida; Cucurbitales; Cucurbitaceae.
CCUUUCUUAAACAAAUUAGCACACCUCGCCACUCUGCUUCUCUCCCCUGUUUCCUCUGCACCCAAUUCUUCCUUCCUCUGUUUUUGUUCUUUAAGCUUUCUAAUGGGACGUAAUUCUUGUUGCUUGAAGCCUAAGCUUCGCAAAGGCCUUUGGUCCCCUGAGGAAGAUGAGAAGCUCUUCAAUUACAUUACCAGUUUCGGCGUCGGCUGUUGGAGCUCCGUCCCCAAGCUCGCUGGCUUGGAAAGGUGUGGGAAAAGUUGCAGGCUAAGAUGGAUAAACUACUUGAGGCCUGAUUUGAAGAGAGGGAUGUUCUCACAGCAAGAGGAGGAUCUCAUAAUCAGUCUCCAUGAAGUUCUGGGGAACAGGUGGGCUCAGAUUGCAACCCGAUUACCAGGAAGAACAGAUAAUGAGAUUAAGAACUUUUGGAAUUCAUGUUUGAAAAAGAAGCUGAUGAAGCAAGGAAUUGACCCAAUAACCCACAAGCCAUUGGAGGACAAUAUGGAAGCCAUGAAAGACCAGAAGCCAAGAGGGGAAGUGCCUCAUCUUCUUCAAGUGAAUGUUUCCAAUAUCACCAUUUCUUCAGAAGCUUCGAUUCUUAAUGAUUCAAAUCAUUACUAUAAGCAAACAGAGGAUUCAUCACAGCAUUUUGUCAACAAGAUUGAAUUUGACUCUCUCAGCUCCUACUUGGGUGGUGAGUAUAAUAACAAUUCACAAUUUGCGGCAGCUGAAUACCAGUACAACAACACUUUCUAUUCAAAUUCAAGUAUGGGGAUGCCAAGCUACACAAGUUCUGAACAUGGGAACAUGUCAAGAACAGACUUUUCAGAAAAUUCAGGAUCUGGGUUCAGCUGUUUCUUGAUGAAUGAGGUGAAAGAAAGCUCAAGCAACAGCUCGGUGAUGAGCAAUUAUUCAGGGUACCAAAACAGUGGAGGUUUUUCAUGGGAAUCGGAGAAGAAGCUUGAAAAAUUGUUACAGUUUGAGACAAAUCAAAUGAAAAACAUGGGAUUGAAGGGAAGUUCAGAGGAAGAAACAAAGAACAUUGAAACUCAAAUGAACUCAGCAAGUUUUGGAAGCUACCCGUUAAUGUCAAUGUCAGAAAAUGAAAGAGGAGGGAGUUUUGGCGUCUUCCAUCAGAUAUGAAAUGUAAAUUAUUUCUCCUUAUGGCUGUUUUUAUCCCAAAAGAGAGGAAUUCCUUUGGCUUCUGCUUUCGUUUUUCUUUACACUUUGAGGAAAUUAAAGCUCAGAUUGUUGAUACUGAAAGAGGGUUUUUCAUACACAGGCUUGGAAUGAAGGUGUUUGCUUGUUUUGAAUCAUUUUUGUUUUCCAACCAGAUUUCAAAACACAGCCAUUUGAUGAUUAUUGUUUUCGUAACUGGGAUCAAAUGUAAAGGUUGGAAGAAUUAAAUUGGUGGGGUUGGCUUAGUUUUUGUUUAUAUUUGAAUUAUAUGAAUCGCUGGCAGAGAAGAUAUGGGGUUAUCCAGAAGUUGAAUAUAAGAGAUAAUGGGUUAUAUACCCGAGUUCUUAA